Caenorhabditis sp. 36 PRJEB53466 is the source of this 1250-nucleotide messenger RNA. The record is from the annotation of a GenBank genome assembly. NCBI's taxonomy places the organism in Eukaryota, Metazoa, Nematoda, Chromadorea, Rhabditida, Rhabditidae.
AUGCUCACUAGGGCGUGGACCCGCGGUUUUGCAGAUGCUGCCAAGAAAAAGCCGCGGAUUGCCCUCAAAGACGGCCCGUCCCUUCAGGACUUUGUGUCUUCAGGUAAAAACUCAUUUUUCUACCGGUUUCUAUUGAUUUUUGUUCAGCCUCUGUUGCGGAAGCCGUUGAAAAGUUCGAAGGGAAGCUGAAGCUUGAGAAAGGCGACAGAAGACUUCGAUUGCCGCCGUGGCUCAAGAAGGAAAAGGUAAAUCAAUUUUCUUGUUGAUUUUGUAUAAUUUCUGUAGUUUUUAGAUUCUGCCAUCGGAAAAUGAGAAUGUGAGCCGUCUGAAAAAGCAGUUGAAGCAUCUGAAGUUGGCGACAGUUUGCCAAGAAGCGAGGUGUCCAAAUCUAGGAGAAUGCUGGGGAGGAUCAGAGGACAGUCUCGCGACAGCGACAAUUAUGCUGAUGGGCGACACUUGUACCCGUGGAUGCAAAUUCUGCUCGGUUAAAACUGCUCGUGCUCCGCCACCUCUGGAUCCCAUGGAGCCUGAAAACACCUCCACCGCUGUCGCUUCUUGGGGAGUCGAGUACAUCGUUCUCACUUCUGUUGACAGGUAAUUUCAGAGUUCCAUAUUUGUAAUCUCAUUAUUCGUUUUCAGAGAUGACCUACCAGACGGAGGAGCCGAUCAUCUUCGGAAGACAGUCCAACUUAUGAAGCUGAAGAAACCGGAAUUGCUCAUCGAGUGCUUACUGCCAGACUUCGCCGGGGAUAAAUUUAGUAUCGAAAAGCUAGCAACAAGUGGACUUGACGUGUAUGCACAUAACAUUGAAACUGUGGAAAGCCUCACGCCGUGGGUUAGGGAUCCUCGAGCCAAGUACAGACAAUCUCUUGAAGGUAGAUCAAUGUGCUAUUUUUGUAGGUACUCACGUUUUCUUUUUAGCACUCCGAUACGCCAAAGACGUCAGUCCCAAGCUGAUAACGAAAACGUCCAUCAUGCUCGGUCUCGGAGAGAAAGAGGAGGAGAUCAAGCAGUGUUUGGAUGACCUCCGAGCUAGCAGCGUUGAUGUUGUGACGUUCGGACAGUACAUGCAGCCAACAAAACGGCAUUUAUUGGUCAAAGAAUGGGUCACACCUGAAAAGUUCGACGAGUGGGCAGAGUACUCCAAGAAGCUUGGUUUCCUCUAUGUUGCUUCCGGACCGCUCGUUCGGUCAUCGUACAAGGCCGGAGAAUUUUACCUGAAAAACGUGUUGAGAAAUAGACAAAAAUAG